Molecule: messenger RNA, 1210 nt
Organism: Cuscuta campestris
Lineage: Eukaryota; Viridiplantae; Streptophyta; Magnoliopsida; Solanales; Convolvulaceae
Source: the annotation of a GenBank genome assembly
GAAAAAUGGAUUGGAUUCGAAGACAAAGGACUAAAUGAGAGGCGGCAAGAUAAGGAGGGAAAUUGUUUUUAGCUUUUUUUUUCAUCUUUUCAAAACGGAAAAUGUAAGAAAACCAAAAUCCCCCUUCCACAUCGCGAAAUAGCAAUCCCCAAAAUUGCGGUUUCAUAUUCCCACUUGCACACUCGCAUCAAGAGAGGGAAAAUGGAGAAAAAAAGAGCGAGAGAAGAAGUUGAAGAAGAAAAUAAUGGAGCAGCUGAAGAGUACGAGCAGUACAGAGCUCAGAGAAUAAAAGCGAACAUGGAGCGAAUGAAGAAUUUGGGGCUUUUUGAGCUUUCCAAGAAGCUCAAACCUGAAAAUCCCCCAAAAGCAUCUCGUAAACCACCUCAGAAGCGCCCUCCUUCCGAUGACCCCCUCCGGCGCUCCUCCAGGUUGACAACUAGGGCUCCUGUGAAUUAUUCAGAGCGAAGAGAACCUAAGGUAAGGGAGAAGUUUCCAAAGAACGUGAAUAUUUGUAUAGCAGAGGGUGAAAAGCCUGAGGUGUACACAGAAGAGCACAAAAAGUUGCUAGGUGAUUCCAAGAACAACUGGACUCUGUAUGAAGACGGGUACGAUGAAGAUGGAAUGCGCCUGUAUGACCCAGACAUUGGGAAGAGUUGCCAUCAAUGCAGGCAGAAAGUUAUGUGUAAACACACUGAAUGCAGCAAGUGCAAGUCGACUCAAGGGCAAUUAUGUGGAGAUUGCUUAUACAUGAGGUACGGGGAGAAUGUGAUAGAAGCUAAUGAAAAUCCAAACUGGACUUGCCCUGUUUGUCGUGAUAUAUGCAACUGUAGUCGUUGCAGACGUGGAAAAGGAUGGGCUCCCACUGGUGCAAUAUAUAAUAAGGUCUCCAGCAUUGGUUACAAAUCUGUGGCACAUUAUCUUGUUUUAACAAGUUUGCAAAAAGAGAAGGGAGAUGAAAGCUUGGGCGAUGCAAAUGCAGUUUCUAAUGAACCAGACAGAGACAUGAAGGGAACAGUUGAAACACACAGUCAAAUGGAAGAAGAAGAAGAAGCAUGGAGUCAUGGCAGUGAAGUUGAAGAUGCUACUGGCGACGAGGACUCAGAGUAGUGAUUGUGAGGGUGUGAUGUCCCUUUUUAUGAUAUAUCAUAUUUUUGUGAUUAACUUAGGCAAGUGUUAGCCAAAUUUCCAAACUCUAUUUUUGUGUCAAUGG